This is a messenger RNA of Peromyscus maniculatus bairdii (prairie deer mouse), 1059 nucleotides long. The record is from RefSeq and is a predicted model, not a curated record. Lineage: Eukaryota; Metazoa; Chordata; Mammalia; Rodentia; Cricetidae.
UUGGAAUUUAAACUCUUCCAUGCUGUCCUCAGACCUCAUUCUGUUUCUUUCCUAGUGUUGAGGAGGAGACACUUCAUCCAGGAAGUCACUGAGUAUCUGCAGGACUCAGCAAGCAGAAGAGACCUGCAGCUCCUGUUGGCCAAAGAUGAAGCCUGGAAGGUGUUGGUGACAGAGGCUGAAUUGUCCAGGGAUGAGGAAGCUGAACUGUGUAAGGCUCUGAAGCUGCUCCUAGAGCUCCCAGGCCUGGAGGACAAAGAGCGGUUUCAACGAGAGCUGCAGGACAGGAAGAGGUUUCUAGAAGCUUUUCCUGAGUUGAAAGGGAAGCUGGAGGGAAACAUUAGGAAGCUCCGAGCUCUGGCUGACCAUCUUGACCAGGUGCACAGGGGCUGUACCAUCUCCAAUGUGGUGACCAACUUCACCAGCGCUGCCUCUGGAGUCCUGGGCAUCCUGGGUAUAGCUCUGGCUCCUGUGACAGCAGGGGGCAGUCUGCUGCUCUCAGCCACUGGGUUGGGGCUGGGGGUGGUGGCUACUGUGACUGGUGCUGCCACUGUAGUUGUGGAAGAAACAAGCAAGUGGUCAGAUGAGGCUGAAGCCAAGCGCCUGAUGUCAGACACCAUGGACAUGAUGAAGAAGCUUCUUGUCCUGGGAAAGAUUGCAUUUAAACUUUCUAUAAGCUCCUAUGGUCUCUGCAAAAAAUUGAAAACCUUGGGACAAAACAUCCGCGCCAUUAGAGCAGCCAGAGCCAACCUUCACUUAGUGGCAGAUGCCAAGCUCCUCGUGACGACUGGAGGAAUCCCUGCCCAACGAGCUAGUCAGCUGCAGAAUGUCUUUGAAGGCACUGCUCUGGCAAUGACUAAAAAAGCCAGAAUCAGAGGGGCCACUGUUGCAGGUGUCUUCCUUGCGCUGGAUGUGUAUUUCCUUUUAAGGGACUCAAUGCAUUUAUACGAUGGAGCAAAAUCAGAGUCGGCCGAAGAACUCUGGGCCCUGGCUCAGGAGCUGGAGGAGAAGUUGUCGGAGAUUGCCCAGAUUCACAAGACCCUCUAGGAUGAUGUGCUCUGA